AAUUUUGCUUUCAGUCAGAGAUUCAGGUCUGAGAGUCUGAUGGCAGCUCUAUCUGAAAAUCUGCUGACAGUCAGCAUCUUACUUUGUCUCUUCUUUCUCCCAGGGACUUUGGAAACUUGUUCUCAUAAACCACGGCUGUUCAUCAGAUCACUACAAACAAUGAAGGCAUUGAGUGGAUCCUGUUUACACAUCCCAUGUAAUUUCGGUAUUAAACCAGAGAAGGAGCUUGAAGAUGAAAACCCCAUCUAUGGAAUCUGGAUCAAAAGUGACCUGAGGUUUGCCAUGGCUCCACAAAAUGUUGUGUUCAACAGCAGCAAGUCCGUUAACAUCUUUCAAAUGAACAUAGCGGGAAAUCUGAGAGCGAGAGACUGCACCACUCUCUUCUCCAACUUACGAGCAAAUCAGAUGGACGUGUAUUAUUUCAGAAUGGAGAACGGUCACUUUAUGAGCACGGCCUCUUGUAACCCUAUUCGAAUCGAAGUUGAAGAUUCUCCUUGGACUCCCACCAUUAAUAUUUCCGCCGGUGACCUGAAGGAGCAUCAGUCUGUCACUGUAACCUGCUCAGCUUUCACUCCCUGUCCACACUCACCUCCUGAACUCACCUGGAAUCUCCAACAAGACUCUCUCAGACAAACAGAGAAAAACACAGAUGGAACCUUUACAACUAAAAUCCAGGAGAACAUCACUCUGUCAGACACACAUGAUGGAUACAACAUCAGAUGUUCUGCCAGAUAUCCUGUGAUUGGAGGAAACAAGACAGCAGAGACAGAAGUGACUCUCAGUGUUUCAUAUGCUCCUAAAUACACCUCAGCAUCCAUCAGUCCAUCAAGUUUGGUGUCAGCAGGUAGCUGGGUGGAGCUGAGCUGCUCCAGCAGAGCCAAACCUCCGAUCAGGAGCUUCACCUGGUUCAGGAACAGCGAACAUGGAGCCGUUAAAGUUGCUGUGGGUCAGGUUUACAGACUCCAGAUGACCAACAUGACAGAUCUGAGAAGUUAUUACUGUGAGGCUGAAAAUAUUCUGGGGCGUCAGACAUCCAAAUGGUGUUAUUCAAAAGAGCCAG
Molecule: messenger RNA, 1060 nt
Organism: Poecilia latipinna (sailfin molly)
Lineage: Eukaryota; Metazoa; Chordata; Actinopteri; Cyprinodontiformes; Poeciliidae
Product: sialoadhesin-like
Exons: 4
Source: RefSeq, a predicted model, not a curated record